AUGCGUCCGCUCCGUUCGCCGGGCCGCACGCCGCCGACAGCGUCUCGGAAGGACACUGGUCUUCCCGUGACACAUCCGGCGCCUCAUGGCACGUUCCGGGCGUGUUGCGGCGCGACAACGCUCGCAAUGGCGCCACUGUGUACGUUCAGCAGAAUGACAGAGCGGCAUGUGUCGAUGCGGGGCUGUACGCGACGGCACAGGCCGGAGGGCGCGCGGCGAGGUGCCUGGGCCGUGCGCGCGAGCUCUAGCGGGGACGCGAGGGACCUUGCGACGCAACCACCGGCAGACACACCAGGCCGUGAGCGCCGGCCGCCAGCGCACUUCACGGACCGCCGCGCGUGGCAGGCGCAGGCGCGCAGCCAGGACGAGCUGGCCAGCGACGCCGGCGCCCCGCUCGGCCCGCUCGCCCUGCGCGACAUCUGCGUGGUGCUGUGUCGGACGCGCGUCCCGUCGAGCGCCGGGAGCGUCGCUCGCUCGAUGGCGGCCUUCGAGUGCGCGGACCUCAGGAUGGUCGCGCCGCUCUGCGACGUCACGAAGCGCGCCGGCCUCAAGACCGCCAAGGGCGGGCAGUUCAUCUUGCGUAGGUGCGCACAGCGCGGGAGCAUCGACGACGCGCUGAGCGACUGCGACCUCGCGAUCGCGUUCCACCGCUGGAUCGCCGACGGCGAGCGCGCGAGCGCGACUCCCGCCGUGCUCGGGCUCGGAGCGCUGUUCCUCCCCGGCGAGGACGCGGCGGCGGCGCUGGUGCCGAGCGUUGCGGGGCAGCGGGGCCGCAUCGCGCUGGUCUUCGGGCAGGAGAAGGACGGGCUGUCCGCGGAGGAGCUCGCGGCGUGCGACGUGGCGUGCAGCAUACCGUGCGGCGGCAUCGCGGAGAGUCUGAGCGUAGCGCACGCCGCAACGGCGGUCCUGGCGCGCAUCUUCGAGCACCGCGUGAUGGGCCUGUGA
This is a messenger RNA of Pedinophyceae sp. YPF-701, 945 nucleotides long. The record is from the annotation of a GenBank genome assembly. NCBI's taxonomy places the organism in Eukaryota, Viridiplantae, Chlorophyta, Pedinophyceae.